UUAAAAAGCACGAAUCCUGUUUUGUGUCAGUGAAGGAAAUCCGCUUGGGAGUGGAGAGAUUCGAUCGCGAUAUUUGACUCUAUAGAAACCGCCUAAGAUUAAGUAUAAAGAGGAGAAGAAAGCUGUCAGAUGCAGUUAGAAACCAGCCUAUCGCAAGGCAUCUGGUAUAGGGGGGCACCUGAGGGGGCCGGUGAUUACUGAGCAAAGUUUUUGCUUGCUUUUCCCUGCUGAAAAUUAAAGUCUGGAAUAGCUUAUACGUGAAAGAGACAAAUAAUACAAGAAAACGAAAGUGCAGUGAAAACAGGAUGUCUGCCAAUAAACCCACUCUGAAAGGCCAUCCCAAACUCAUUGGGUACAAAAAGGACAUCUAGUGGACAGUGUUCAAAUGUAUCCGAUGAUCUAAUUCUUCCACCGAGAUUCUUUAGUUCUGAAGUGCGCAUUCAACGGGCACUUUACAAUUUCUUGAGACCACGGGAGAGUUUUUGUGAAAGGCACUGAAGCGACAACUGGUCACUCUUACUCUUGGGUUGCAGUUUAGUCUCAUGAAAAACUACUUAAGAUGACUCUCAGAAUGUUUGCUGCAGAUCUUCUUGUAUUCAGCUCUAUUCUAUCAGCUGCCUGGUGUCAGUCAGUUCUGAAAGUAUCGUACCCCAAAACCCUGAACAGCACCAGUGGCUCUUGUCUUCUGAUUCCCUGCCUAUUCAACAUUUCAAAGGAGAAAGAAAACAUUCUUGAGAGUUCGACAGUUACAUGGAGACGAGCAUCUCUGUGGAUUUUCUAUGAUACAGUUAAUUUCACCAACGCUCACCGUCAGAAGGAACCUGUGGUGAAGGUGCUGGGUGACCUACGAAAGAAGAACUGCACUUCUGUCAUGAGAAACCUCAGCAGCCAGCAUUCAGAUCGCUACUUCUUCAGGAUUCAAACUACCACCUUCAACACGACUGAAACAACAGCUUUGAAUAUAAAUGUGUCAGAUUCCUUGGCUGAGCCGGAUGUAACUGUGCCGGUGCUCAGGGAGGGUGAGGAGGUGAAUCUGACCUGCACUGCUCCAGCUCCCUGUCCCAGUCAGCCUCCAAAUGUAAACUGGGCUCCUGCAUUAGGUGGUGAUGUAACACAGAGGACACAGAUUUAA
Messenger RNA from Carassius gibelio (silver crucian carp), 1132 nucleotides. Its product is annotated as myelin-associated glycoprotein-like. Bases 560 to 1132 code for a protein of 190 amino acids. The transcript is spliced from 5 exons. Lineage: Eukaryota; Metazoa; Chordata; Actinopteri; Cypriniformes; Cyprinidae. The record is from RefSeq and is a predicted model, not a curated record.